Messenger RNA from Drosophila bipectinata, 1511 nucleotides. It is a transcript of the gene CycK, whose product is annotated as cyclin K. Gene Ontology annotation, cellular component: nucleus; cyclin/CDK positive transcription elongation factor complex. Gene Ontology annotation, biological process: positive regulation of DNA-templated transcription, elongation; regulation of transcription by RNA polymerase II. The record is from RefSeq and is a predicted model, not a curated record. Gene Ontology annotation, molecular function: cyclin-dependent protein serine/threonine kinase activator activity. Lineage: Eukaryota; Metazoa; Arthropoda; Insecta; Diptera; Drosophilidae.
UCGAUAAUUUAAUCGAUAUUUCGCCACCUCUAUAUCUUAGACCGAAUUAGAAAUUUUUUAAGCCAGCCGUAAUAAAAAUCAAAGCCUGACCACAACCUGGACAACGUGUCCGGAAAAGGCACCACCACCUGCCAUGCGUAAAGCGCAAAAGUCGGCAUUGCCCUGAAACGACCCCGGAGUAAGAUAACCCGUACUGGGUCUCGAAGCUGAACGCGAUGCCGUGCUGGUACUACGACAAAAAAGAUCUGCGGGAAACACCUUCGAUUCUCGAUGGCAUUAGCUUUGAGACGGAGCGCCGGUAUCGGAAAGAGGGUGCCCGCUUCAUCAUGGAAUGCGGCACCAAGAUGGGCCUGGGACACAACACAAUGGCCACCGGCGUUGUGUACUUCCAUCGCUUCUACAUGUGUCACUCGUUCCGCAGCUUUCCACGAUACGUAACCGCCUGCUGUUGUCUGUUCUUUGCCGGUAAAGUGGAGGAGACACCCAAGAAGUGCAGGGACAUCAUCAAAACGGCACGUGGCAUCCUGAGCGACAACUACUUCUAUUCGUUCGGCGAAGACCCCAAGGAGGAGGUGAUGACGCUGGAGCGGAUACUGCUGCAGACGAUCAAAUUCGACUUGCAGGUGGAGCACCCGUACACCUUCCUACUGAAGUACGCCAAGUGCUUCAAGGGGGACCAGCAGAAGCUGCAGAAGAUGGUCCAGAUGGCAUGGAAUUUCGUCAACGACUCGCUCAGCACGGUGGUCUGCCUGCAGUGGGAACCGGAGAUAAUCGCCGUAGCCCUCAUACACCUGGCCAGCAAGCUGAGCAAGUUCACGGUGCAGGACUGGGAAGGUCGGCAGCCACAGCACCAGCGCUGGUGGGACAUGUUCGUCUCGGACGUUACCAUGGAGAUCCUCGAGGACAUCUGCCACCAGGUGCUGGACCUGUACCAGUCAACCCAGAAGGAAGCUCUCCAGCCGAACAGCCCGCCUCAGAAGCCACCCAGUCGCGCGGACAGUCCCACGCCAGCUAAAGCGCCGAAUCCUUCGGUGCUCCUUCCACCAGCUGCCCAGCAACUGCCACCUCCGCCGCCCAUUAGCAACAAUGGCAACCUUGGCGAUCCUAGCAAAAUUCAACCCAUCAAGUCGCUGUCCAAUCCAGUGCCCAGCAUGGGCCCUGGCGAACCCCUGCCAAUGCCACCCGGUUCAGUGCCAGCCGGACCGCCCGCCGGAUACCACAUGUACCAUGCACCACCCCCGCCGCCACCGCCCAUUGUGCCUAUGCCGUACCCCGGACCGGGCUGGGGUGUCCAGCCGGCACCGGGCUCGCAAUAUCCGGCUAACGUGGCCCAGCCACCGCCGAUGCCCCCAAACAUGGCACCCGGACCGGGCGGCAGCUACUUCAACGCUGGCCGCCAGCCGCAACAGCGAUACCAAUAAUGCGAAUGGAUAGGGUCACCUUUGUUAGAUCCAGAUCCCAAAUGCACUUUUAUAAUAAUAAUAAUAAAGCGUAAUUUUAUUGAAAAACAA